CUCGAAUAAAACGGGCGAGGUGCAAUUGACGAUGCUCAACAGGCCGCUGCCCCCUGGGCGGCGAGCGCCUCGCUCUGCCAUCAUCAAAUGCGCACCCAGCACCGACGAAGCAAGUGCGCUAUCAAGCCAAGACACACAGACGCCUUGUGACAAGCCCAAGGAAACUGACGAUGGCGACAUGGAGAAUCUCGAGUCUGGUCGGACGAUGCAGGAGCUAUGCAUGGAAGACCGCCACGUGUCUGUCGCCGAGGUUCACGAAGCGACACCAGGUGAUGAAGUUGUCAUCGUCGCUGCAAGCAGUGAUGUCGAAGCUCCUGCCGCCGUAGCGUGCGUCGUUCCCACCGACAACUACCACGUUGUGGCCGCAUGCAACGAGGAUGUAGCAACCGAGCCGCCAGCUCUGCCCGUCGUGGCCACACGGCCCACUGCAGCGACAGUUGAAGUGGACAGCUCUCCAGCAUCGCCAUCCUGCGACACUCCCAUCGAGCGAGUGCCAUCCGUGCAAACUCACAUGGCGUCCCCUGACGAUGUCGAGUGGUAUGGCCUGGACCGAGUGACGCGCCCAUGGACUGUCGUGCCCGAGCUGCCGCCAGUGGAGUCGCUCGAGUGCGUCUACAACGACGAUGCCCGCGGUCUGCAGAAGCGCAUCCUGCGUGCCGUGAAGUGGUGCACCAACGCGGACAAAGUCAAGCUGGACGAGUUCAAGAUCAACUCGCGAUUGUUUGGGAAUGGAUUCAUGGACCCCGACGAAUACACGCAGAGCAUGGCACACGAGUUGGGACCGCUCAACAUGCUGGUCAUCGUCCCGUGCAUGCUGCGCCUCCAGCCAGACCCGUUGAAGAAGCAGCUGCUCUACAUGGCCCUGCAAUCGUAUCGUACCAAGUCGAUGGCGACGUUGGAGGCACUCGUCGUUCGAGGGUAAAUUCAUCACAGUCAACAACAACAAAGGGGGGCUCAUGGUGGCCACUGGCAUGACACAACGCAUCCACGUUAGUGGCCAUCGUCGCUCGCGAACACGAGGAUUUCUUCGUACGAUGGAUACGAUCGAUUCGUGGUGUGCUGGUUGUACAAGAGCGCCGCUUGCUCUUCAC
This is a messenger RNA of Aphanomyces invadans, 1091 nucleotides long. RefSeq lists its product as hypothetical. The record is from RefSeq and is a predicted model, not a curated record. The coding region runs from base 32 to 922 and encodes 296 amino acids. The transcript has a single exon. NCBI's taxonomy places the organism in Eukaryota, Oomycota, Saprolegniomycetes, Saprolegniales, Verrucalvaceae.